Molecule: messenger RNA, 1315 nt
Organism: Dunckerocampus dactyliophorus (ringed pipefish)
Lineage: Eukaryota; Metazoa; Chordata; Actinopteri; Syngnathiformes; Syngnathidae
Exons: 6
Coding region: 387-1208 (273 amino acids)
Biological process (GO): lipid metabolic process
Cellular component (GO): membrane
Molecular function (GO): oxidoreductase activity, acting on the CH-CH group of donors
Source: RefSeq, a predicted model, not a curated record
GAUGGCGUUAAAACCUUAGACAAGUAGCUUUUAUAUGUUUUUUUCCUUUUAACAUCGGAGAGGCUGUCCUGCCCAGAGCUGUUGGUCGACCUACGAUAGGUUUUAGUGAUAAGUAGUGAGUGUAGGCUGUUCAACGAAAUGCUAUGACGACAAAGACGCUAGCUUGAUGACGACUACAAUUCCCAGUGUGACGUUCUCUUUCAGCUCUCCGGAAGUAACAUGGCAGCGCUGAACUUUGAUAAGUAACCUAUUCUUUUUUUUUUUAUUUCGGAGAAGGAAAGCCAUGUCAAAGUAUCCUGUUACGCAGCUGCGAGAGUUGCUCAUUAGUAUACAAUCAGAGAGUAACCCAAAAGAGCGUGUUUAAUGGGAAGAAGAGGAGUGGCUCCAUGCCAACGUCUCCUGCUCCGGAGCUGCUGGCCGACCUGUGGAUCAUGAUCAUGGGGAGCACGCUGGGCAAAUGUGCCGCCGCCGACUUCGGCAUCCAGUGGGUCGGCUGGGCGCUGGCGGCUGCGCUCAAAACCGAGAAGUUCUACGACUUGGCAGGAUCUGGCACUUUUAUCCUGCUCGCCCAUUUGAGUCGUAUCUGGGGAGGAGGCGGUCACCUUCGUCAGAAUGUUCAGACGGGGCUGGUGACGGCGUGGGGGCUCAGGCUGGGAACAUUCCUCUUCCUGCGCGUCUUGAAGGACGGCCACGAUCGAAGGUUUAACAAUGUCAGAGACAGCCCGGGGACCUUCUUUGUGUACUGGACUAUUCAAGCCCUGUGGGUGUUCAUGACGCUGCUGCCCACCCUCAUGCUCAACAGCGAAAAGCGAGACGCCCCACUGGGACCGAAGGACUACGUAGGCUGGACCCUGUGGGGUCUGGGCUUUGCCACCGAGGCCGUCGCCGACCAGCAGAAAUGGCUCUUCAAGCGCGACCCGGAUAACGUGGGGAAGUUCAUCCAGAGCGGACUGUGGGCCUACAGCAGACACCCAAACUAUUUCGGGGAGAUCCUGCAGUGGUGCGGUCUGUGGCUGUCGGCCUCAUCGGUCAUGCGGGGUCCUCAGUAUCUGAGCGUGGUCUCGCCGAUGUUCGUCUGGUUCCUGCUGCGCCACGUCAGCGGCAUUCCCAUCCUGGAGAAGCAGGCCGUGAAGAGGUGGGGUUCCGACCCGACCUUCCAGGACUACCUCAGAAACACGCCUCUGCUGUGGCCGUGGCCCAAAUGUUGACUUUUCCCCUCACUGAUCAGUGGCAAAACAUUGAGCACAGGACUUUUUGCAAGAAAAUAUACAUGAAGUUCAAAUAUUUCUAACAUUAAAAUGGCAUCUUUACCAAA